Mugil cephalus (flathead mullet) is the source of this 4886-nucleotide messenger RNA. It is a transcript of the gene grxcr1a, whose product is annotated as glutaredoxin and cysteine rich domain containing 1 a. The coding region runs from base 705 to 1595 and encodes 296 amino acids. The record is from RefSeq and is a predicted model, not a curated record. Gene Ontology annotation, biological process: sensory perception of sound. Lineage: Eukaryota; Metazoa; Chordata; Actinopteri; Mugiliformes; Mugilidae. The transcript has 4 exons.
GAUGUUGUUGUGCCGAAUUGCACUAUAUAUAUAUACACACAGUGCAGAGAAAACAAGAGUAAAUUGAAAUGGGACUCAAAAAGACGACUUUUCACCAAAAUCAAAGAGGCUAAUCGUCUGUCGACCACAAACAUCUCAUCUCAAUCCAUCCAGCGGUUGAGAAAAUUCUGCCAGGACCAAAAGAGUGGAAGAGUGAAUUACAACGAUAAGCACACACGAUGCUUUUUAAGGUUCAUGUGCUGCGUAGGUAAUGGGAAACUUCAUUACAAGCUCACAGCAACAACAUAACAGUAAUGAAUCUUGUAGCUGACACAAACAUUUCCUCACAGUGUCGGCUGCCAUCUUUACCCGAGAGGGAAAUGUAUGUUCGUUUGAUUAAAGCAUAUGAAGUCAGGCCAUUAAAAGUCUUCUGUCAGAGCUUCGGUGAAAACUGUGAUGAAUAAUUAAAAGACAACGAUCAUUUUACUUGAGGUUAGUUUGCUGGGUUGCCAUGGUAGGAAAGCAUGUAUUAUUUACCGGCUGUGUGAGUGUGACUGCAGACAGCUUACAGGCUCUCAGUCAUUUAUAGAUCUGUUCAGGAUUAAACGAGGUAGUAAUCCAUGGGAAACAAACCAUUACGUCCGAGCCGCGUGUUUACCUCCGAAUGAGGAGCAGGGAGUUGGACUGCGGUGCUGUGGACCAUGUGACGUGGCAGAGGGUUUGCAAUGGAGGGGACAAUGCUGACGCCAGGGCAGGAGAAGCCACAGAAGCGGGUGAGGUUCCGCGUGGCUUCGGGGAACAGCGGUCGGGUCCUGAAGGAGAUGUUCAAGGAUGAGGGGCCUUCGGACUCCCUGGAUUCAGACUGCACCAGCAGCUCUGACGCCGAUCGAGCCAGCACCCCCUCCACAAGUGGGGAUGCACAGGGACACCUGUACGGAUACCUCGGCUCCGAGCUGGACGACAGCGAGACUGAGCCCGACGAGCUGCUCAUGUACGCAGGGGCCACGAAGGACUGGAUGUUCACCACCAAAAGGGUGAACAUACUCAGCAAAAAUGGGACCGUGAGAGGAGUCAAGCACAAAGUCAGCGCAGGUCAGACGCUGUUUGAAAACCUGCCCAAUUCCAACAGUGUGGCAUUAUCUCUUGAGUUUGGCCGGAUCGUGAUCUACACCACCAGCUUCCGUGUGGUGAGGACGACCUUUGAGCGCUGCGAGCUGGUCAGGAAGAUCUUCCAGAACCACAGGGUGAAGUUCGUGGAGAAGAACAUUGCCCUGGACAUCGAGUACGGGAAGGAGCUGGAGGAGCGCUGCAAACGCGUGGGAGAGCCUCCUUCGUUACCGGUGGUGUUCAUCGAUGGACACUACCUAGGGGGAGCUGAGAAAAUACUUGGCAUGAAUGAAUCAGGAGAGCUGCAAGAUCUUCUGACCAGAAUUGAGAGGGUACAGCUUCCCCAGACGUGCCAGACCUGCGGGGGCUUCGCCUUCAUCCCGUGCCCAAUGUGCCAUGGCAGCAAGAUGUCUGUGUUCCGCAACUGCUUCACGGAUUCCUUCAAAGCCCUCAAGUGCACUUCCUGCAACGAGAACGGCCUGCAGCCCUGUGUGAGCUGCAGCCAGUGACCAUGUUCGGUGCCUGAAGCAACAUGCACCGCUCCCUCCUCCAGGACCUCACACAGGAACCUGGACCGGACUGGACUGGACUGCACUACACAGGCAGCAAAACCACGACGCAGCAGGACUCGUCCUCCAUGGCCAUUGUUAGUAAAAGAAAAAGGGAAUUUGUAAUAAAAUCUGUGGUACUGUUGACAUGUUUAAUAUUGUUAUUCAUGAAUGUGUAAUUCUCUGCGUUUCCAAAGCAAAUAGCAUCAUGUUUCGUGCUCUAGGUUGUUGCAAAAUUUGUCUGGGCUCCGCCAGCAGGUCUGCAUGUCUGUCCACCCAGGACACCUGAACUAGUUUCCCCUCUGGUAAACCUAAGCUUGUUAGUUAAUUAGUCAGGAGGCUCCUUCAUUAUCAAUGCUCCCAUCACUAAUCUCAUAUCAGACAGAGUUGAGUAGAACAGAAGCUCAGGACAGAGAGUGAAAGUCAAAGGAUCAAUCUGUAGACGGCAGAAGGAACAGGUCAAUUUAAACAUUACAAGCUCUAGGCAAAGGUUUCUGAGGCUCGGACCCAAAUUCAUUCUGCAGCACAACGACGGCCACAUCUGUCACAAUGAACUUCUCUCUUCAUGUCCUCCUUUGAACUGGUGCUGUUUUCAAGGCAGCAUCGCUCAGCUGAUCCAUCAAACCUCAAACCUUGGCACAUUAGUGGAUGUUAGAGAGAGAGAAAAAAUGAAAGGCACACAUUUAAAUUAGAAAAAGUUACUUUAUGUAGUUGGCUGCAUAUAUACACGCACAAUAGCCUUUCAAACAGUGAACGCAGAGAGGCCUCUCAUUUGUACCAUAGCAGUGGAGUUAAGACCGAAACAACAAUUUUGACAACUGAUUUUCCAUGGUAGCCAGAAUUACAUGUCCCAACCUGCUUUUACCAAAUAAGACAAAAAGGACAGAGUGUGUGUUCAUUUUGGACAGAUCAUCCGCUUAAAAACAUUUAAUCAAGGUUCCGUUUUUACAGUUUUAGCAAAAAUGGGGAACUGGUUCAAAAUCUUUUUGGGAACACCUCCAGAAGUCUAGUUCAAUGACCCCUGGUGUUGUUUAGUGAGCAAAAAUGAUUCCAUGCCACUCUACUGUAAUGGUAACAGCCUAGAGGAGCACACACAAUGAAAUGUCUUGGUUGGAUGCGCUGGCUGCAAAAAGGAUUUAGGUUUUGCAAACCAAGGAGAACUCCGUGUGCUCCGGUUUCCUUGAACCAAAAGAAAAGCAAUGCGCUUCACUGACCGCAUGAGCGUCGAAGUUAAAGGAGAGAGGGACAAAUCACGCAGAUCCUCGCCGUUUUGUGCUUUUUACCGGAUGAUGUCACUUGCUGGCUGACAUCCACGGGGUCAGGGGGGACGCAGCGCAGGCAGCUCUCUAUGCUGUCAUAGCCCUGUACAAUGCUGCUUGAACAUGAUUAGACAAGGCAGCACUGUAAAGAGGCUAAAAGCGUAGAGCAGGGUGGUGGUGAUGAUGCUGAUGCUGAUGAGGAGGAGGAGGAGGAUGCCGAUCCGCCACGAAGACAUUUUCUUGCCAUCACUACCUGGUUUGUUCUAGAUGCUCCUGCACCUGUGAUUGAAACAGCAACCAAAUCGAUCGUUUCGGAGAUAAACAGUCAGCACGCGGUGCGUACAAGCAAAAACAUAGAAAUGAGUUUCGUUUCUCAUACAUGGGUAAUGAGAAGCGAUUACAUCGCCGCACAACACCCCCUUUUGUUUAAUUCAAUUCCGCGUUGAAGAUUAAUGGGGUUUGGGGCUUUUAUAACCACAGGCUUGUGGCGAUGGAGGGGAGGCUUCGUGAAAAUCUGAGACCCCAACUGUGCAGGUUUAGUGCGCCCCCAUCUGUGGGAUGCUGGCCAUGGAAUAAAAAAAAAAUGGAGAAUGUGGGAGAAGAAAAACAGGAUGCAUCGAAAAUAUUACAAAAACGCAGCUUAAUUUUUUAAAACGUUAACAAAAAAUAAUAUAAAAAAAAAUCCACAGUUAAAUGAAACUGAAAGCGACGACGUGAUGUGCAGAAGGCUGCGGGAGGACUGGAGAUGUAUGUGGCGAUCUCCAGACGUGACAGACGCGCCUCGAUGUUUCCUCUCUAAUAAUGAACCAAAUCAAUCGGAGGGGUUGAUUUCUUUAGUAAAAAAAAAAAUCAACGUGCACAAGCAAUACCCUUUCUUUCUCUCUUCGAAGAAGGGUAGACAUGAACGGGGACAGGAUGGGCAGUGGCAGCAACUGACUUGGGAAUGGUAUGACGAGACAUGACACUGAUAUGCGCGCAACACCCAAAAUGUGAAGACAACAUUCAAUGGUGGAGAAAAACCUGCAAUGGUUCAUCGUCCGCACUGUCUCCGCUCUCCGGGCUCGGUCGAAAAAAACAAAACAAACAAAAAUAUUAUUUCAGUCGAGUAGUCUAGCGUGGUCCGGCCGCGGUGCUGUGCGUAAUGUUUUGAAUGGUCGGUCAAUGCGCAGACUGGUUGGAAAUGACUGUUUUUAUUGACGUCAGCGUACAGGCUAGUGCCCCCCUCUCUCAUCCCCACAACUGCACCAUCUAAUGGACUCGGGUUUGCAUUCCAGUCAACCAUCUGAGCUCUGAACAGGAAACGGGCCUCAGACUCAAGACGGGAGGCUUUGAAAAUGCACAUUUUUACUGAACUGCGUUCAUGCGCGUAAAAGUGAUCCAAAACAGACAACAAAUGAAAUGAGUUCUUACCUGUCCAGAAGAGAAAGCCUUGGGCUACUGAAAGAAGCUUCUGAGAAGUUGAUGAUGCUCUACACAUAAUCAGACAGUAUUCAUGAGAUGUGAAGGCAACAUAAAAUAAAAUAAAAAAAAGCAUCCAAGACACUGACAGAAAAGCAAAAUAAUUUAAUAAAUUAUUUCAGUUUUAUUCCAAGUCCUUCAGCUGUGGCAACGUUGUUGUAACCAAAGGGGAAAAAAUGUUCACCUUCAAAAAAAUAUAUUUAUAUAUAUCCACCCUCUUAACAAAGAUGAAGUGGCUCUGGCCCACCUCCUGAAGCAGAGUAAGAUGUUGCAGCUGUGUGCUCACAGAAUGAAAAGCUCAGUCGCUGUUAUGCAGAUUAUACAGCAGAAACACAGAGUAGAUUAUUCAGCACACGCACUGUACACGGCGACAUUCCCCGAUGAUUGGAACUACAGUUUAGAGUUUAGAUAGCUGGACACUGAAUGGAGCGAAUCCAUUGGUUCGGUAUGUUUUCACAUCAUACACUGCUUAUUUACACACACACUGUCCUUCUUUAGCUUUGGAUCAAUACACUCGGACAACUGCAGAUCAGCU